GAAGGAGAACACUUCAUUCAUUAAUGGUCUGACGGAGCUUACUGCGCCCCGGUACAACUACACACACCGGUGGUGACUCGUCACUCCGCGCAGAAAGAUGGCUGCGGUGGCGCGGACCCCGGUCGGGGAAGGGAUUCGGAUAGUUGUCCUAUGUGUGUUUUGGUACACGGUGAGCUCCGGAGGCAACGUUAUUAACAAAAUAAUCCUCAACGGAUUCCCGUAUCCCGUCACGGUCUCUCUGUUCCACAUCAUCUCUGUUGUCGUCUUCCUCCCGCCGCUGUUGAGGGCAUGGGGAGUCCCCAAAACUGAACUGCCGAGCAGGUACUACCGGUGGUACAUCCUCCCGUUGGCUUUCGGAAAAUACUUCGCGUCCGUUUCGGCUCACUUCAGCAUAUGGAAGGUGCCUGUUUCGUAUGCACACACAGUCAAAGCCACAAUGCCGAUAUGGGUGGUGCUGCUGUCGAGAAUUAUAAUGAGGGAGAAGCAAACUACAAAGGUCUACGUGUCGCUCAUCCCGAUCAUCAGCGGCGUGCUGCUGGCCACCGUCACCGAGCUUUCCUUUGACGUUUCGGGAUUAAUCAGCGCUCUCGCCGCCACGCUCUGCUUCUCCCUGCAGAACAUCUUCUCCAAAAAGGUGCUGCGUGACACAGGUGUGCAUCACCUGAGGCUCCUGAACGUCCUGGGCUUCAAUGCCAUGUUCUUCAUGGUUCCCACCUGGGUCCUGGUGGAUUUCUCUGUGUUUCUUGUGAAUGGGGAUAUGUCGGAUUUUUCGGAAUGGACCGGCACCUUCUUCCUCCUCCUCAUCAGCGGCUUCUGUAAUUUUGCCCAGAACGUCAUCGCUUUCAGUAUUCUGAACCUCGUCAGCCCUCUCAGCUACGCCGUCGCCAACGCCACCAAGAGGAUCAUGGUCAUCAGUAUAUCUUUGCUGAUGUUGCGUAACCCGGUCACGCUCACCAACGUGCUGGGAAUGAUGACGGCCAUUCUCGGGGUCUUCCUCUACAACAAGGCUAAGUACGACGCCAACAGGCAGAAGAAGAAGCUGCCCACCAGCACGCAGGACCUGCUGUCCUUCGACAACCCGAUGCUGGAGAAGACGCAGGCGAACGGGUCGGGGCCUUUCUACGGCUCCGACCAGCAGCAGAACUGGAACAACGUUCUGACCGACCAUUUCCAGUACAGCCGGCAGGCGUACACGGCAAACCACAGCAGCAACCACCAGUUCGUGGUGUAACGGAGGCGCUCGGGCCUCGCAGCAGCGGGUUCCCUCUCCCGCUCCGGACUGAGACUGAAGGCAAGUGCUCUUUGUCCCGGAUUUAAAAAAAAAAAAAAAACGAGACGAGCCGAUUGUGACGUGCCAGAGAAGUUUCCUCUCCCGCGUCCCUCCAUGUCUGGACGGCAUGUUUUUUUACAGCCUUGCUGCUCGUUUUUAUUUAUUAAGAUGCUGAAACUAAAUCAGCAGCUUCAGACAUUUUGACGAGAGACCGAGCCACAAUAUUCAGACACAACAACGUGCCGCAGUUUGAAAACGUCUAGUUUGUCUUCCACAAGUAGCUGCUGGUUGUCGAUAGAAAGAGAGAUGCAGCGAUCCGUCUCUAAAAAAAUGAUUAUUCCCAACAGACGAAAGUCUCUAACUUUCAUCUGAUUUCUACUAAACUCAAAAACAGUGUAUAUACUGUUGGGAGUUCUUAGUUUUGAUUCAUUUUCUCAAAGCUGAUAAAGGAAAAUAGACGUAGCUAAUCGCUGUCAAAUUGAUUGUUGCAUCUCUAAUCUGUAACCUUUCAACCAAAACCCGAAAUCCGUCAUGUUGCAUCUGUAACCAACUUGGGUUUUUACCUUUAGGGUUGUCGUUUUUCUUCUUGAGGCAUUUGUUUUACGUCUUCAGUGAAUAUUCCUCAAAAAAUGGAGGCAGAUUAUAUUUUAGCGUCGACUCUCGUUAUGAUUUAAGCUAAGCUACAUUUACGUUGUUGAAAUGAGCCAUGUACAGCCCAGUUUGGAUUCACACGUUUCCAAGCGUACAGGAACAUUUGAGGUGUUUUUGGUCUAAAUGUGGGUUUUAGUUUCCUGGGUUAAAGUCUUGUUUUCAACAGAUGGUGCUUUUCUCUUCUGUCCCCUAAUUCCUGGCUCAGGUGGUUGGUUACCUGGUCAGGUCAAAAAAAGAAGCCAGGUGUGUUGAAUUUCAGUUCAUCUGCUGUUUAGAACCAGACGUUUUAGUUUCUGAUCAUUUUUUUAUGUUCUUUAUAAACAUGCCUUUAGGAAAAUACUAAAGUGUGGUCCAAAAAUGUUUUCUAAAUAAUGUGGAGCGUUUAGAGGAAAGCGUAUCUUUAACAAACUUUAAUUUCUGAAAGGCUGAAGGUACGAGACGUAAACUCCUUUUGAUUUAUGCCUCCAGCGUCAUUCAUACAAGUGCCUGAUGAAGAAAAAUAACUAAUAAUAAAAAUAAAACAAGGUGUUCUGUUUGUUUUUCAUUGUGUCUGGGCAAACGUUGAUGCUUGUAAAUAUUCCCACAACCAGAAUAGUGUGAGCUGCAUUUUAAAUAAAAAACAAAACCCUGCUGAUCGAUCACAAAGGGAUGUUUGAGAACGCAGCGCGUUUACAGCUUUAAGUGGAGAGUGAGGCCAAAGGUCAGUGACCUCUCACCCAUCUGUCCUGUCCCCCUGUUGAGCAAAGAUGUCACAACUUGUUGUCCAGAUGUGUCGUCGUAAAACGUAGAUCACCGGUUUCUAGAAAGGCCCUGUGAUGUGCCUUUUGGUUUAGCAAAUGUAAAGAAUGAAAACUAAAUUUUAACGGUUAUGGAUGCAGAAAAUAAUUUAAAGUAUUACCCCGUUUCUUUUUUAUAGGUUAUUGGAGUUUAGCACCAGAGUUGGAUUUAUUUUUCCUUAAACCCUGAACUAAAGCUGCUUUGGGAUGUUUUAUGUUACUUUAUUUUUUAUUUUUUCUACGGUAGCCGGCGUCAAUUUUGCACAUUUUAAAACGACAAAAUGUGAUUUUUGUUUAUUGAACUUGGUGCAGAUAUUAGUCACCAAAAGGACUCGCCAUCCAUAAAAAAUGAACUUUUGCUCUUUAAAUUAAUCUGUGCAGGUGGAUCUUAAUAAAUUAAACUAUUAUAAAACAUUUCUGAAUUGAGUUUUUAAUUGGUCUAAUUUUCUAAGAUAUUGAAUUUUGGGUUUUAGUGGAAAACCAAAAUCUACUAAAUUAACCAAAAUGAUUCUGCAUAUAAUGAAUCUUUCCCUGAGUUGAGCUUUGUUAUUAAAAUUAAAUAAUUUUUGUUUUAUGUUUUAAUUUAUUGACAUUCACCUUUCAUAUCGAUCAUUCUUAAGGACUGCAGAUAUUUUUUAUUUUAUAUUUUUGCAGAUUUUUCUUUCGUUUCCUCAGAUAUUUGUUUUAAUUUAUUCUUCAGGUUUGUUACAUGUGUGGCAUUUAACAGACUGAAGUGGAAAGACUCAUUCAGUAAGGAUUCAUGGGUAAUGUAGUUCUUACAAGCUGUUUAGUAAAACUAAAUAUUGGCCAGUAGCACAGAAACACCAGGCAAAAAAUAUCUGUAAUGACAUUUCUGUUCAUGUUUCACAUUUGAGCCGAUGUUUUGUUCAAUUUACUAAAAUCCUAAUUGUUUAAAAUUAAAGCAUAGACUUUCAGAGCAUCAAAAAUCAUGCCUGAAUUGAUUUGUAAUUUGGCCAAAUUAGCAUUUAUGACUUCAAAGAAUUGAACCAGGAAAUAAUUAAAUAUUCACCUCAUCAAGCUGUUGUACUUCAGUGUCCUACAUUUUUUGAUUUGCCAGAUUUCAUCUUCAUUGAAAGUGUACUUUUAGAUCCUCAACACAAAGUACCUCCAGCUUUCUGUCUUUGCAACAAUUUCACCUUUUUCAGGAUCAGUAAUAAAUCAGUUCAACAAUACAGAACACAUAAUCUAGUCAUAAAGAUAUGGUUAAUUAUGUCCAGAGAGAGCUAGGAUGUAAGUGUCACAAAAUAUUAUUAUACAACAGUUUGAUAAUGUCAAAAUUGGGCGAUUAGUCUGACCAAACUCAACAAAACCUAAGAGUGUUCAUCAUUUAUCAAAUUGUGUUUAAUUGCAUCCAAAAUGUUUGGAUGUGAAGGAGGUAUUGGAUUAAUUGGAAAGAAACGACGUCUAUGACGGCAAAAUGCUUAGUUUAUUUUCUUCAUGUUUCUUUGUGUUUUUAACAUUUUGUCUUGGUGCAUCACAGAAUGAAGGCCUUGAUUGCAGGUUGCUGAGAUGUAAAAAGACUGUAUUGUUAUUUUCUUCAUGUAUAUAAACCUACAUGGAAAAUGUAAAAGCAUUUUUUGGCGCUCUGUAAAGCUUUUUUCACUGGGCUGUAAAGGAUAAAGAGUAAUAAGGGGAUAUCUCUUUGUAAAAGUUGUAUACUGAUUAUUUUUGUUGUCUUUAAUGGAUCUCGAAAUAGCAUUUGUAUGUAAACUAUGUUUAUAGAUUUUUAUUUAUGGUGUCAUGGUACAAACUGUACAGAGGUGCUGCAAUGCACAGUCUUGUCUGCUUAUGUUUGGUAAAUAUUUUUAAAUGUUGGGGAGAAUAAAUCAAUUCUGAAAUACU
Molecule: messenger RNA, 4560 nt
Organism: Poecilia latipinna (sailfin molly)
Lineage: Eukaryota; Metazoa; Chordata; Actinopteri; Cyprinodontiformes; Poeciliidae
Gene: slc35e1
Product: solute carrier family 35 member E1
Exons: 6
Coding region: 98-1231 (377 amino acids)
Source: RefSeq, a predicted model, not a curated record